Molecule: messenger RNA, 1394 nt
Organism: Xenopus tropicalis (tropical clawed frog)
Lineage: Eukaryota; Metazoa; Chordata; Amphibia; Anura; Pipidae
Gene: tmem254
Product: transmembrane protein 254
Cellular component (GO): membrane
Source: RefSeq, marked provisional
CAGUUAAUUCAUCCACAGCCAUGGCAUCGAACGGCGGUUCUACCUAUUUUCAGCGGGCAAGCCUGUUCUGGAUGGUUGUCAUUGCUCUGUCCAUGGGAUUCUUCGCGUGGACAGUUUUCUGGCCUGCAACAGUUCCUUAUAAGAUCUUGGGUCCGUUAGGAUCCUUUGCAGCAUACAUGGUGAAAAACCACCCCACACUCCUGUAUUAUGGGUUUUGGGGGGCAUGGAUAGUGCACCUUCUGGAAGCUGUAUAUAGUGCCUGGCUUUGCAGAUCUAAAGGAAUUACAGAGACCAGUGUGCAAGCCCUUUGGGUCGUACAGACUUUUUUCUUUGGAAUAUCAUCUCUCUCACUGCUUCUUGCAUACAAUCCUGGGUUAACAAAGAAAAUGAGAUAGAAAUCUGAGCAUAGCAAGGGGACAUAAUAUUAAGCAGUACACCAAACUGAAAAUUCCCUGUGCAGCAAGAUGAAUACUGUGGUUAGCAACUGACCAUGUGUUAUGUGCCUUUCAAUUUCCAAUGUCCCCUAUUCACACUACUGAAAUAAAGCAAAAGAUGAGCAUAUUGACUGAGAUAGGUUUAUUUUAUUGUAUGUGUUUUAUCUGAUGAAAAUGGAAGUGUUCCUUAAUAAUCUGCCUAAUAUCCUGUUAUUUCACAUUUUAUUAUUUUAAUGCUUAAGGCACAGUAUGUUGUAAAUACAGCUCUAAAUUUACUUUAAUAGCAAAAAUGAAAAGUUAAUUCUAGUGUCACUUAAUGGAAAAAAGAAACUUUCUAGAUAUAUUAAUUGUAGUGAAGUUUUACUUGAUUAUUUCAGGAACAGUAGAGAAAUUUCAAAUUAAUUAUAUUUAUACAGUUUCUUAUUUCUGUGACAUAAAGCUUAUGUUAAAUGUUAGUUUUCAUGAUAGUUCCCCUAAAAUUUUUUAUAAAUAUGUUUGAAAUAGUUAUUCAUCUACUGUGAAUGAGCCCUUCCUUAUCUAGCUGGAACUCUACCUCCUUUUAUAAAACUGAGCUUUCUUUCUCACAUUCUUACUGGUGCAACAAAGGUUAAAGGAGUGUGUUGCACUUUUAUUGUGGGUUAAUGUGUGGUUUUUUAAGUGCACCCUUUUUUAGGUAGGACAAGCUAAUUAUUAAUUAUAGGUUAAUUUGGGUAAGGGUUGUUUACUUUUAAAUGUGAGCAUGUGCUAUUGGGUGUCAUGGGUGUGUUCUUUGUUUUUCUAACAGAAUGUAUUAAGAUCUCUUGCCUCAGAGCUUGAGACUUGCAGAGGCACGUUAUACUUGCAAUCUGUUUUUUAUAUUCCGAGGUUAUAAAUUCUUGUUUUGUACUAUAAUCUUGCUCACUUGUCCAUUGUUUGAAUAAGUGAUCAACAAUUGUGUACUGAAUAAACGUUUUCUGCUGA